AAUUCAUUCACAAUCUCUAUUUUAUUCAAUGAAUUUAAAAAGUUCUCUGGAUAACUUGAAUCAAGCAGCCACGACUAUGGAGGCUCCUGAAAUCAGCUAUUCUAACGAAAAUAAUAAACGUGACAACUCUCGGCUCACUAAAAGCAAAAAAGUCAAAUGGUCGUCCGAUUCAGAAUUAUUAUUGCUUGCAUUUUUGGACCUACGUAUAGAAGAC
This is a messenger RNA of Funneliformis caledonium, 214 nucleotides long. The record is from the annotation of a GenBank genome assembly. NCBI's taxonomy places the organism in Eukaryota, Fungi, Glomeromycota, Glomeromycetes, Glomerales, Glomeraceae.